AUGUCUGAAGCCAAAGUGGCCGAGGCCGCUGCCAAUGGCAAGCUGCCAGACGGCAUCACCGAGGCCUUUCUCAACGAAUCCAAGGAUCGGCCUGCCAUCAUUGCCAUUGUGAUUGUGGCCGUACUGACAUGCUCCGUGGUUCUCUGUCGCCUGGCCUCGCGAGCAUUCGUCGUCAAGCGUAUCGGUAUUGACGAUGGCCUGGCCUUGGCAUCUCUGUCUUGCUUUAUAGCAUUUGUUGCUCUUUGCAUUCACCUGAUACGACUCGGUUCGGGUCGCCACUUUGCGUACAUUGAGAUUAUCCUCGACAACGACACGCAGCUAUUGACGCAGCUGGUGGACUUUAUCGCCCACAUCAUCUACACGAUUGCGCUGCUCCUUUGUCGCGUGUCUGGACUGGCGUUUUACUAUCGGCUUUGCAACAUGCAUCACAAGUUCAAAAUCGCAAUUCAAGCCGUCUUUGGGAUCCUCAUUGCAGGAUUUCUACCGCAAAUCUUUUUAAUCAUUUUUCACUGCAAACCGGCCACGGGGUAUUGGCCCUACGAGUUCCAACCCGAGUUUAAGCGUUUCCAAUGCCUCCAAUGGGGUUUGGUGUACAGUGUCAACUCAUCCGUAUCGCUGCUGUGCGACUUGCUCAUCUUUGGUAUUCCUAUUGCAAUGCUCUGGACCUUGGAGAUGAAUCGCAAGAGAAAAAUUCAGCUUGGAUCGAUUCUCUUGCCUGGAAUUCUAGUGAUUGCCAUCUCCAUUGCACGAUUGAUUCUGGUAAUUCGUGGUCAAUGGGAAGCCGACAUGUCGUGGGAGUACAAUCCAAUGCUGGGCGUUGAAGUGGCCGAGAUUGGCGCGACCUUGAUUGCGCUAUCUGUUCCCGGCGUCAAACCCAUCUUUGACAAGUUUGUCCUGGGCAAAAAACAUACUGGCGAGACGUCGGGUUCGACGGGACGUGGGAAACAGAACAAGACGACUGACUCGGGCGCCACGAAACUCGGCACCCUCAGACAGCGGAGCGAACACCUGGCGAGCCGAGACGAGAUUGUUGCGCCCAACUACGAGACGGCGGUGAGCGCCGGAAACAAUAUCAGUCUGGAUGAUUUUCACAGCGCCAAAUCAACAGAUGGCAUCUAUGUCAAGGUGGACUUUGACAUACAAGAAGGACAGGCUCGCCGGUAG
Messenger RNA from Beauveria bassiana ARSEF 2860, 1164 nucleotides. Its product is annotated as integral membrane protein pth11. The record is from RefSeq and is a predicted model, not a curated record. Bases 1 to 1164 code for a protein of 387 amino acids. Lineage: Eukaryota; Fungi; Ascomycota; Sordariomycetes; Hypocreales; Cordycipitaceae. The transcript is spliced from 4 exons.